This is a messenger RNA of Onychomys torridus (southern grasshopper mouse), 2554 nucleotides long. RefSeq names its product stannin (gene Snn). Lineage: Eukaryota; Metazoa; Chordata; Mammalia; Rodentia; Cricetidae. The record is from RefSeq and is a predicted model, not a curated record. Bases 297 to 563 code for a protein of 88 amino acids. Gene Ontology annotation, cellular component: mitochondrial outer membrane. The transcript is spliced from 2 exons.
UCCCUCACUCCUCGCCUUGCUCCUUCUGUAGUGGGGGAGACACGGAGUCGCCUGGCACCGCGCCUGCACGUCGCCCGCGCUUUGCACGCGGGAGCUGCUGGGGCGCUUGUCAUCGGUGUCUAGUCCUCGGCCCAGGUCACCUAGACUAGCUCCUAGGAAGAGGUCAGGCACCGAUUCACUGCUCUCAGCCUCCAGGAGAGAGCAGACAGGAUUGUCCUGUGCAGCUCGAAUUCCAGCCUUGUUGAGCCAGCCACACCAAGGACUUUCCACCAGAGAAGCCCCUCCAAGCACUGACCAUGUCUAUUAUGGACCACAGCCCCACUACAGGGGUGGUCACAGUCAUUGUCAUCCUCAUCGCCAUUGCUGCCCUGGGGGCCUUGAUCCUGGGCUGCUGGUGCUACCUGCGGCUGCAGCGCAUCAGCCAGUCAGAGGACGAGGAGAGCAUCGUGGGUGAUGGUGAGACAAAGGAGCCCUUUCUACUGGUGCAGUACUCUGCCAAGGGGCCAUGCGUGGAAAGAAAGGCCAAGUUGGUGACCACCAGUGGCCCAGAAGUGCAUGGCUGAGCUGGGCUGUGAAGGCCCUGGUUCCUUUGUGGCCAGCCCAGAAGCACCGAGAGGGCAGAAGCAGACAUGAUGCUAUGUGAGAGAGGCUUGCUGGCACGGUCUCUUCGGGCUUCAUCAUCGCAUGCACUGACUGCAGGUCCUGGCUGUUCCUGGCCUCCCCUUCAGCCUCCUGGUGGGGCUGCCCAUUGCAGGCAGUGGGCAGACCUGACCUUGCUGGGGCUCAUGGCCCCUUAGCGCUUUUGUUACUUGAAUGUUUUAGCUGAGCCUGUUUUUGAUGGAGCUACUACUGUAAUGCGUGAACUCACCAACCUGUGAACUGUAAAUAGGCCCAGAAGCACGUGCUUAAGCCGUUGGGCUGAUUUUUUAAAAUACCACAUAGAGCCUGUGGGGCUGGCUUGAUGACUGUACUCACGGUGAGCUGAGGCAUGACCGUGGAGGGUCUUUGACUGGUCAGGCCCCAGGGCCCUUGGCAGGGCUCACGGAGGUUUAUCUGUGUGGAUGGAAAGGAAGUGAAGGGCUAAGCAGCUGGGUGCUUGGGCGACUUCUGCUUGGUUAGUAAUGGGUAGAAGAAAAACCACACCCCUCCCUUGAUAGCUUCAGCUUUGUUGAAUGGCAGUCACUGCAAGGAAGCUGCUGCAUUUGUUUGGAAGCCUGUGACGGACGGACGAGUCCCCCGAGUCCUGAGGGCUGCCAGGCAGCUUAGCAGAGCAGUCUCUUGCCCUUUGGUCUUGAGCAUGCCCAGUACAUCCCCUUCAGCACAGGCCUUGCAGAUCCUGCUCUGGUCCUCACGGAACACCAGAGCCUUUGGUGGCUUCUUGAAGUCUGAAAUGCAGUUGGCCCAAGCAAGCAAGGUUUUGUUUUUGUAUUUAAUAUUUUCUGCACUGGAGUGGGGGUGGGGGGUAUGGGCGAUUUGGUUUUUUGUUGUUUUGUUCCCACCUUUUCAUAAGUGAGCUUCCUUUCCUCUCCAAUGACUGCCUACUGGCUGGGUAUUGGGUUUCACUUUGAUCCACGGAGCUUUGUAGACAGAGCCCCCGCCCCAGCUCUAAUGGCACUAUGUGUUAUAUAAGAUCAUUUCUAGUGUGUACAUAUGCAUUUACAACAGCUACCAGGAUUCAAAUUCAGGGAAGGGAGCCAGCAGCAUGUAUCUCCGGGAUAUCCUUUAAGUCCAUGCCUAUAAACUUGCUUAGAUGUUAAUCCCACCACUGUAAGUGCAUUCUAAACCAUUAUGACGAAAACACGAAUGUGCUGGCAUCUUUGGUGAUGAAUAAGUGGCCAGCCCUGGAUUGGCCAGCACACCAAUGGGCAGGAAGCAGAGAGCUUCAGGCCAGGCUGGAGACAGCUUUAAAAUGCAUGUGAAACUAAUCCAUUCUCUGGAACUCCGAGGGAGGAGCUGUAGGGGACACUUUUUCGCAGUGUAUGCCUCAAAGCGGGGCUGUGUGUAUCAAUGUUAAGGAACAGCUCUAGGUGAGGGGAGACAGCUGGAAGGACAUUUGUGAAGGUAGGAGUGAGAUACCUCUGGUGGGCUGCUGCAGUAAGAACAGCUUAAACUCUUGGACCCUGGUGAGAUAACUAAGUCAUGGAAGAGGUAGUGAGGGGUAGACUGGCCACUGGCAGAGGCAGCUUAAGAUAGCUUGAUGCGUGCUGGACCUGAAAGCAGUGACCCUUCAGGUCUAAGAGGUGAACAGGAGGUAUGAAAGGAUCUGGCAGAGGCUGGGGGUUUUGAUCCAUUCUCACCCCACUUCAGCUUUCUACCUCUGAUUCUCCUGGCAGCCAGCAGCCUAUAUAAUGAUGAUCCUUUAGCUCCACCACCCAUUAAUCCAAGAACAGGUUGAUCUAGGCUUCAGUGUGAGCCUGGCUCCCAGAAAUGCUCAAAUCACUCCAGUCAGACAUGUUGCAGCUUUUACUAUGCUAGUGACACUUCUCUUUCUCAGAUAUCACAUUCUCUUUUUUUAGAUUUUAUUAUUAUUAUUAUUAUUAUUAUUAUUAUUAUU